Quercus lobata is the source of this 1588-nucleotide messenger RNA. RefSeq names its product RNI-like superfamily protein. The coding region runs from base 311 to 1228 and encodes 305 amino acids. NCBI's taxonomy places the organism in Eukaryota, Viridiplantae, Streptophyta, Magnoliopsida, Fagales, Fagaceae. The record is from RefSeq and is a predicted model, not a curated record. Gene Ontology annotation, molecular function: protein binding. The transcript is spliced from 3 exons.
ACCUCCAAUAUUACCUGCUGUCAAAAUCAUCAACCAGAUUUUAAAGCUAAACGGUUAAGAUUUGUAAGCCAAGGCUGUUUUUAGUAGAAGGAAUUUCAGGGUCUCGAAUCGCUUAUUUCUCUCAUCCUCACUCUUCGGUUACAUUCUUUUUGAAAAAAAAAAAAAGAAAAAAAAAAAAGAGACAAACUUUUCUUAAUUCACUUCGAACCCAGAAGAGGUACCUCAUCAAUAAACAGCCAGCGACACGAUUUCUGAAUAAAGAAAUUUGGAUGCAUCAAAAAUCCAUUAAGAAUUUUGACAAGCUUGUGAAAUGGAAGACGGUUACUAUAUUGGGAGGAGAUGGGAGGACCUGGACACUGAUAUUUUGGUGAAGAUUUUCCAGUCUUUUGACAUCCUUGAGUUAACUUCGGGUAUCGCUCAUGUCUGUAGUGCAUGGCGUAUGGCUUGCUGUGAUCCUCUGCUUUGGAAAACACUUGAUUUAUCAAUGAUGAAAUCGAAUUUCAUAAAAAUCCCAUUAGAGCCAUAUGUUUAUGUUGAUGGACGGUCUGAUAAGAUAUUAACCCGUCUAUUGAAGAUUUCUAUGAGUCUCAGCAGGGGAAACAUAACAACCUUGAUUUUCCAUUUCAACCUAUUCGUGAGUGAUGAACAGUUAACUUAUACUGCAGAAAGGUGCCCACAGCUCAGACGACUUGUUCUGCCGGCUUGGAACAGAAUAAAAAAGACUGGAAUAUGCAAGGCCAUUCGUGCAUGGAAAGAUCUUGAAUCCCUAACAAUGCCUGGAAUUGCAAAUCCUCCAUACCUCAUGGAGGAAAUUUCCAAGAACUGCAAGAACUUUAGAGAACUGAAGAUUAUGGGCCCUUGUGAUAAAUUCUUUGCUAGUACACUUGCUACAUUCCUUCCAACCUUGAAGGUCCUAAGCCUCCGAUGCUCAAUGCUAUAUAAGGAAGCUCUGAUCAUUGUCCUGGAUAGUUUGCCACACCUAGAAGUGCUUAACAUAUCACAUUGCCUUCUAAUAGAAGUCCUUCCACCUCCUGGACCUAAAAAAGUUGUUAGCGAAAUUGAUCAAUCUAUUAUUGAAAAGGCCUCUCGGUUACGCGAAUUUUUAACAUGCAUGAAUGACUCAUGCACUAUGUGCCAGCGAACCAAAAUUGAUGAAGGGCUCAUGAGGUGGUACAGAUACGAGGAAGGGCUGUGGAAAGCAGAUGAGGUGAGCUCUCUUGCACUUUGAUUAGAACAUGUGGAGAUUGUGUUUCCACAAAUUAGAAGCUGUAUCAUAUUUUCUCUUUAGUGAUUAUAUUUCUUUUAUGCUAGAAACAAAAUAAAAUGUUGCUGAAUAAAUAUAAAUGGCAGCCAUCUUUAUGGUCUUACUUGUGUUGCAAAAGACAUCCUCCCACAGGUAGGUUUGGUUUUGACACAUGAUUGACUUGUUUUUUGGGAGAGAACUAUUGAUGUAUGUGUCUGAAGUGUACAUAUUGUAAGUUCUUUUCUGUUACAAUAGGAUUCUCAAUUUUGGUCCACCACAUUUUUUAAUUAUGGUGUAAUGGGAAAAUUUUUGAGAUGAAUUACUUGUUGACAUUAUAGUGUUGCA